Capsella rubella is the source of this 519-nucleotide messenger RNA. RefSeq lists its product as uncharacterized. The record is from RefSeq and is a predicted model, not a curated record. Lineage: Eukaryota; Viridiplantae; Streptophyta; Magnoliopsida; Brassicales; Brassicaceae.
AUGGAUCUUGGAGCAAGAAAAAGAUCAGCUCGUUUAUACGCCACUUUUGUUUCAGCUCUUGCUAUGAUACUCAAGUCUCUGUGGAAGAUUAGCGUUUUCUUGAGCCAUUUUUUGAUGGACUAUGCUCACAGCCUCAUAGAUGAUGAAAUCUCUUCUCCACAAGACAUUCUUUGUAUGUUCCUACUCAAGAGAAUCAGUCUCACUCAUCCUCAGGAAGCAAAUGGUGUUUUUGACCUGUUUCUAAACAUCUUGGAGCUUAUGCCUCGCUGGGAUUCAGACUUUGAAGUGUACGAAGUGGCGAAAAAGAUUUGCAAUAGAUGCAAGAUGGGUAUGGAACUUCCAGCUGAACGUUCUUUUGGUCUGCUCAUCAAUGCUGGUUCACUCAGAGAAGUCAAGGCAUUAUUCGAGAAGUUUACAUUCGAGAAGAUCAUUCAGAUCAUCAGAAUAGACUUUAAGAUGCCUUGUGAUAAGGAGGGAUGUGAGAAACGAAACUAUGUUCAACUCUCUGUGGAAGAUUAG